Molecule: messenger RNA, 1048 nt
Organism: Kockovaella imperatae
Lineage: Eukaryota; Fungi; Basidiomycota; Tremellomycetes; Tremellales; Cuniculitremaceae
Product: HAD-like domain-containing protein
Exons: 8
Coding region: 69-845 (258 amino acids)
Molecular function (GO): phosphatase activity
Source: RefSeq, a predicted model, not a curated record
CGGCUACCUUCACUCCAUCCGCUCAGCUCAAUAGAACCUGUAACAUAUACAACGGGCUUUACAUCAGCAUGUCACCGUUCGAAUACCCUCCUCUCAAAACUGGAGCCAAAGUGGUUGUCUUGUCUGAUUGGGAUGGAACCAUCACCGACAGAGAUAGCAACGACUAUCUCACUGACAACCUGGGAUUUGGCCCAGACAAGCGCCGAGGGUACAAUCUGGACGUAUUGAAUGAAAAGAUUGGGUUCAGAGAUUCCUUCAUUGAGCAGAUCAGCUCCGUAGCCGCAAAGCACUCAUUUGACGAAUGCGUCGAGUUUUUGGCCGAACAUAUCAACCUCGACCCGGGGUUUGAAAAAUUCUACAACUGGUGCAGCUCGAACGGCGUUCCAGUCGUCAUCGUUUCGAGCGGAAUGGCACCCAUCAUCCGGGCCGUUUUAUCGAAACACAUGCCAGAAGCUGCUAAAGAGAUCGACAUCAUAGCAAACGAUGUGAAAUUCACAGACCCCGAGGGCAAAGGCACCAAAGGACAUUGGGAGCUUGUCUUCAGACAUCCAGAGUCUCACUACGGACACGACAAGUCAUUGGCUAUCUUACCGUAUCGGGAUCUAGACAAACCUCCCGUUUUAGUGUUCUGCGGUGAUGGCGUUUCUGACCUUUCUGCUGCGAAACAUGCGGACCUUUUGUUCGCGAAAGAGCGCGCGGAUGGAGAAUCAGAUCUCAUGGUCUACUGUACACGGAAUGAGAUCCCCUUCGUCCAGUUCCUCGACUUCCACAAGGUCGAGGACAAGGUCAAGGAGCUCGUAGACGGUAAGACUUUCCCCCAAAUCCUCCAUGAGGAGCGAUCAUGAGCAUUCUUAUAGACUCAGUCACUAUUUGACACCUCAGCAUGGCAAAUAGUAUAGAUAUAAUAAUGAUAGAUUUGGACCCCUGUCAUCCGUCUCAAGGUCAUGCCCAUCUGUUUGACCAGUCAUGCCCAUUUCAACUCCCUGAACUAAGUCCAUAGAAUAUCUGAGACUUUGGAUGCGGCCCGCGAAAUGACUUAUGGCCUCGC